Messenger RNA from Laccaria bicolor S238N-H82, 429 nucleotides. RefSeq lists its product as uncharacterized. The record is from RefSeq and is a predicted model, not a curated record. The coding region runs from base 1 to 429 and encodes 142 amino acids. Lineage: Eukaryota; Fungi; Basidiomycota; Agaricomycetes; Agaricales; Hydnangiaceae. The transcript has 2 exons.
AUGCGCAAAAAUAAAGCAGACUGGAGUGCACUAAAUAGAGAUAUUGUCACCCUCGGCACAGAUCUGGUAGGCAAAGAUCCCACUCUUCUGCCAAUCCUCCAUCUCGUUAGGACAGGACAUGGCAUGGGCAUGGACGUCCUCUAUGAGGCUAAGGACGAGCCGGAUGUCCUUGCCUAUAUGAUCCGCCUCUCGAUACACAGCCCCGCACCCAUGCUCCUGAAGGAUAACUCCCAAAGCCUCGUGCACUUCCAACACAAGGUCUGUCCACCAAUCCUCCCUGGACUCACAGAUGCUCACAGCCUUAUCUGGGCUUUCGAUGCAACGCGCCACGAGCCUGUCAACGUAGGAAUACAUUUGACCAUCGGUCGCUUUGUUGAAACGUUCACGAGCUCCGGCGAUUACAGCGAGCGCAUCAGCACUAUUCCGUGA